Molecule: messenger RNA, 650 nt
Organism: Gossypium arboreum
Lineage: Eukaryota; Viridiplantae; Streptophyta; Magnoliopsida; Malvales; Malvaceae
Product: nuclear transcription factor Y subunit B-5-like
Exons: 1
Coding region: 91-486 (131 amino acids)
Biological process (GO): regulation of transcription by RNA polymerase II
Cellular component (GO): CCAAT-binding factor complex
Molecular function (GO): DNA-binding transcription activator activity, RNA polymerase II-specific; protein heterodimerization activity; RNA polymerase II cis-regulatory region sequence-specific DNA binding
Source: RefSeq, a predicted model, not a curated record
UAAUAAUAUAAGAAAGCUUGUGGAUCGUAAAGAGCUACGUGUCUAAGUUAGAGAGCUAGCAUCGAGUUCAUAAGCUGGUAAAUUAAAGAAAUGGGUGAUGAACAAGAUCCACUUCUGCCAAUAGCCAACGUGGGUCGGAUUAUGAAACGAAUCCUGCCACCAACUGCCAAGGUUUCGAAAGAGGCUAAGGAAACAAUGCAAGAAUGUGUGACGGAGUUCAUAAGCUUCGUAACAAGCGAUGCAUCCGACAAGUGUCGCAAAGAGAGUCGCAAGACGAUAUAUGGAGAUGACAUCUGCCGGGCAUUGGGUGCUGUAGGGCUUGACAACUACGCUGAGGCUAUCGUAAGGUAUUUACAUAAAUAUAGGGUAGCAGCACUUAACCAACACAAAGCAACAACCAGCAGCUUUGAAGACAAAAUGAAGAAUCGGAUCGAAGUGGCGAGCCAUCUAAUCAAGAGGAUGAAACUACAACUCAACAAGUCGUGAUGAACAUUUUUAUAUAGUAUUACGUUGAUAUAUGGUAAAUUUAGCUUUGCUCUUUGCUUGCAUGAACUGAGUAGUCGCUAUAUAUGUACGAGUGUGUUCGGUAUUGGUUUAUGUUGAAGUUUUAUAUCUAAUUCUGUUAAGUUGGCUGGUUCACAGAGUAAAAA